UAAUACUCUGAUUUGUUACAAGUUAAAGGAGAAACAGUUAUUUUCCAUUGUGAGGAGUGGUAGAUUCAUAAACUAUGUUGUGGUGUCUUCAAUUAUCUGUGAAGUGAAUAUAUUUUCCACUAAUAAUUAUAAUAUUUGGAUUGGGAACAAUUAUAACCAAGUGUCUAUCCUGCUUUUCUGGCUUGAUGUUGUUCGCAAAGUAUCACAAUUGCGAUCCUUUUAUGAGCAAGAAAAUCGUGAAAAACGAUCAGUUGCUACCGUACUUUAUUUUGGACGUAGCAGGGCAUAUUCCUGGAAUAGCAGGACUUUUUAUUGCUGGAGUAUUCAGUACUGCCCUAAGUACGAUGGCAAGUGGAUUGAACACUGUAUCAGGUACAGUCUACAAGAAUUUCAUUGUAAAUUGGAUGCCAAAAGGUACCUCCGAAAAGACUGCAAGCAAUAUAUUGAAACUAAUUGUUAUAAUUGCGGGGAUAAUCUGUUCUGCGUUAGUUUUCGUAGUUGACAAACUGGGAGCUGUUCUUCAAGUAGCCAUGAGUUUCCACGGAUUAACAUCAGGAAUUCAUUUAGGAAUUUUCAUUCUUGGUAUGCUUUUUCCAUCUGCAAAUGCUACGGGUACCAUUUGGGGUGCAAUUGUUUCACUCAUAUUAACUGCUACAAUAACAUUUGGAGCCCAAAUAUAUGCUUUUCAGGGAAAACUAAAAUAUCCUCCUAUAUCGGCAUCUACAGAAGGAUGUGAUUUUUCACCUAAUAUAACGUCCUUUGCUAACAGCACAAUCACGAAUUUUUCUGUAGACGACAACAAACAAGUUUUUUGGCUCUUCCGAAUAUCCUUUUAUUACUAUCCACUUGUUGGUUUGGUCUGCAUAAUUGUUGUUGGUCUCAUUGUAAGCCACUUCACCAAAGAUGAAAAAGAAAAACCCGUGGACGCUCAACUGCUCAAUCCAUAUAUCUAUCGAUUUUUAUCGUCAAAGCAUUUCUCAUCAACUCCAGUUAAAUACGCAUCAGUCAAAGGUGCUCUACAAAUGACACAGGUUCAAGAUAGUACUUGUGGCAUAACUGAAAAGCCUAGUACACUGCAGUCAUCGUAGCACAAAAGUACUUACUUUUGAUAAAAAUGUUUAAAAAUAAUCGGGGUAUACUUCGAAAAAUACUUUUAGUAUGUAAAAUAUCAAAAAUGGACGAAAUUAUAAAUUACAGUAUUCAAACAUUAUUAAAAAAAUUGAUAUUUGUUAGAACCAUUUUUGAUAUCUUAUACCCUGAAACCUACUUUACUUAGUGGUAUACUCGUAUUAUUUUAAAAUUUUUUUACAUCAAAAAGUCUUUUAAUACGAAAGU
Molecule: messenger RNA, 1335 nt
Organism: Agrilus planipennis (emerald ash borer)
Lineage: Eukaryota; Metazoa; Arthropoda; Insecta; Coleoptera; Buprestidae
Product: sodium-coupled monocarboxylate transporter 2-like
Exons: 5
Coding region: 186-1088 (300 amino acids)
Biological process (GO): transmembrane transport; sodium ion transport
Cellular component (GO): membrane
Molecular function (GO): symporter activity
Source: RefSeq, a predicted model, not a curated record